Boeremia exigua is the source of this 5343-nucleotide messenger RNA. Its product is annotated as polyketide synthase. The transcript is spliced from 2 exons. Bases 1 to 5292 code for a protein of 1763 amino acids. Gene Ontology annotation, molecular function: phosphopantetheine binding; fatty acid synthase activity; 3-oxoacyl-[acyl-carrier-protein] synthase activity. Gene Ontology annotation, biological process: secondary metabolite biosynthetic process; fatty acid biosynthetic process. NCBI's taxonomy places the organism in Eukaryota, Fungi, Ascomycota, Dothideomycetes, Pleosporales, Didymellaceae. The record is from RefSeq and is a predicted model, not a curated record.
AUGCAUGACUCAAAUGUACCGUCUUUGGGCGAGCCAAACACAGAGGAUGUCGCCAUUGUAGGCAUGUCUUGCCGUACUGCUGGCGGGAAUGAUACACCUGAAAAGCUUUGGGACUUCCUCCUGCAAAAGAAGACCGCGUCAGGCGAGAUUCCAUCACAGCGAUGGGAGCCAUGGCGGCAACGAGAUCAUCGCAACGGCAAGAUCCUGGACAACCUCAUCCGCAAAGGCUACUUCCUUGAUAACCUAGAAGACUUUGAUCCAGCUUUCUUCGGUAUAUCGCCAAAGGAAGCAGAGCUUAUGGACCCGCAUCAACGACUUGGUCUCGAACUCGCGUGGGAGGCUCUGGAAAAUGCUGGAAUCGACCCAAAGAAGCUCAGUGGAAGUGACACUGCUGUGUAUAUGGGCGUCGACUCGGAUGAUUACUCCCGCAUGCUGAUGGAAGAUCUGCCAGCCAUCGAGGCCUGGAGUGGUAUCGGGACUGCCUAUCACGGUAUUCCAAAUAGGAUAUCGUACCACCUGGACCUACAAGGCCCCAGCACAGCAGUCGAUGCAGCUUGCGCUAGCUCCUUAAUCGCCAUCCAUCUUGCUCGUCAAGCCAUUGCAUCGGGCGAGAGUACUGUUGCUAUCUGCGGUGGUGUAAACGUUAUAUGCGCACCUGGUCUCUCGCACAUGCUUCAGAAGGCAGGUGCUCUUAGCACUGAAGGCGUUUGUCGCUCCUUUGACGAUGCAGCAUGUGGCUACGCUCGUGGCGAGGGCGGAGCUAUUGUCGUGCUCAAGCGUCUCAGUGCCGCGAUUGAAGACAAUGACAACAUCAUUGCCGUCUUAAAGGCUUCCGCUUCUGCCCAAGACGGUAAAACAAAUGGUAUCAUGGCACCGAACUCCAAAGCACAAGAGCUUGUUGCCAGGCAAGCGCUUCUGCGAGCUGGUAAUCUGGAUCCCCAUACCAUUGACUAUGUUGAAGCACACGCAACCUCGACUUCCCUUGGAGACCCCACGGAAAUCAACGCCAUAGCUCGGGUCUAUGGAAAUGGGCGCUCGCUCAGUUCGCCUUGCUAUGUUGGUUCAAUUAAGCCCAACGUGGGUCAUCUUGAGGCUGCAGCUGGUGCGAUAGGCUUCGUCAAAGCUGUACUCAGCGUGCAGAAGGGUGUCAUUGCUCCUCAGACGCUAUUGAACAAGUUAAACACCAAAGUCAACUGGGCCACCUGUGGGCUGGAGGUCGUCAAGGAACAGAAGGUGUGGCCCAAGCGAGACAUUCGAAGAGCAGCUGUGUGUUGCUACGGCUAUGGCGGCUCGGUUUGCCACGCUAUUAUUGAGCAAGCGCCUAUCAGGUUCAGGUUGGAGUCGAAUACUGCAACUCUGUCGCACUCAGCCGUCAUGAUCAACCUAUCAGCUAUGCAGGAGAAGCGCUUGCCUGGCAUUGCGGCUUCUCUGGCACGUUGGCUAUCUGCUGAUGGAUCGUCCGAGAAUCUACAGGCUAUUGCACGAACGUUGACUCAUCGCCGAGUUUCACAAGACUAUCGGGCUUCUUUUGUGGUCACCAGUCACGAAGAGGCCAUCCGCAGUCUGACCGAUUUCGCGAAGGGCACGCCUGAUCGGUGGAGCAUAAGCAACCGCGUGCUUGAUAGCACAAGUGAUAAAAGAGCAGUCUGGGUCUUCUCAGGACAUGGCGCACAUUGGCCAGAUAUGGGUAAAGGACUGUUACAUAACACUGUCUUUCGCUGCGUCCUUUCGUCGUUAGACGAGGAUCUUCGAAGAGAAGCAGGCUUCUCUGUCAUCGAAGCCCUGCAAACGAGCGACUUGGGCGACACUGCAAAAGUUCAAGUCCUGACUUAUGCUGUGCAGAUAGGUCUUGCAGCAGUACUCCAGUCUAAAGGUAUUACGCCUCAAGCUGUGAUUGGACACUCUGUUGGUGAAAUUGCUGCUGCUGUAGUCGCUGGAUGCUUGACGGAGCGGGAAGGCGCUAUCAUUGUCUCCAGGCGAGCGAACCUGUAUGCCUUAUUGCAAGGCCAAGGGGCUAUGGCGUUGGUUGCAUUGUCCUUCGAGGAUGCUGCACAACGGCUGUUUGGUCGAGGUGACAUCGUUCCCGCAAUCAGAUCUUCACCAUCGACAUGCGUUGUCAGUGGCACCAUGGAGGCUGUUGAGUGGUUCAUCGAACACCUCAAAGGAGAGAACAUCAAGAGCUGGACGGUGCAGACAGAUAUCGGCUUUCAUUCACCGAUGCUCAAACAGCUGGUAUCUGCGCUGCAAGAAAGCCUUGGUCAAGACAUCAGCCCUCAACCGGCAAAAACCCCAAUCUACUCGACCUCAGCUUCUGAUCCAAGAGCUACAUGGCCACGCGGUGUCGAGUACUGGACAUCAAACAUGAUAAACCCUGUUUGGCUCGUCGAUGCUGUUGAGGCUGCUGUGGAAGAUGGCUUUCGCAUCUUUGUGGAGGUUUCCACACACCCCAUCAUCUCGCACUCCAUUUCCGAAACCCUGUCUGCUCGCUUGGUAGACAACUUCGCAGCUUUCGGCGUCAUGACCAAAGAUGUAUCUGCAGAACGCAGUAUCUUGAAGGCUAUCUCUCAGCUCCACGCUCUUGGUGCAGAAGUUGACCUCAGUACUCUGCAAGGAGCGGGCCCGUGGUCAUCCCGGGUGCCGAUAACGCCUUGGGUCCAUAGGCGCUAUUGGAAGACUGUUUCCAUGACCUCUUGCACCACCGCACGACAGCAUGAUGUUGAGACACACACCGUACUUGGUGGUGUUGUAGAGAUCGCUGGUAGCAAGACUAAGAUGUGGUCUACAACGCUAGACGAUUCAAGCAAACCGUACCCUCUAACACAUCCACUUGAUGGUACCGAAAUCAUUCCUGCAGCUGUAUACUGCAACACCUUUCAGCGCGCCACAGGCGCGACCAUACUCAACGAUGUGGAUCUUCGCGUCCCAACGCCGAUGGCAGCUGAGAAGCGUGAGCUGCAAGUCGUGGUCGAGGGCGAUAGAAUUCACAUGGCGUCUCGCCUCAGUCUUGAAUCUACAGGCAGCAACGAUAUGGAGCGUUCAUGGAUUGAACACGGUUCAGCCAUGCUUACGACCGCAGACAUGACCUCUCAUGAACAGACUCUCUCGAUCUCGGACAUGCAAAGCAGGAUCAACACGAAACUUCCAAACAGCUUUGCAUGGGAUUACCUCCAAAGUAUCGGCGUGUCCGGCAUUGCAUUUCCUUGGGCUGUGAUCGAACACCACAUGAAUGAAAAAGAGAUGCUCGUCAAGAUGGAUAUGGAUCCCAAUACACAGACAUUGACAUGGGAUGCACAAAGCUGGGCUCCAUUUCUUGACGCUGCCACAUCUGUCGGUUCGUCUAUAUUUUUCAAAAGUAUACGGAUGCGGAUAGUCAGCGGCAUUGAUCAGAUGGUGUUUGUCUCUAAAGGAAAACCACCUAAGGUCGGCUACCUGUUCAUCCAAGAGAGCUCAGAAGGUGAAGAUUUGAAGGCUGACAUCAGUGUUCUCAGCGAGGGUGGUGAACUUCUUGUCAAGAUUAAGGGAAUGAGAUUUUCUGAUGUCGAGGCAGUGAGCGACAGGAGUAAAAGUGCAGACUCACUUGUCCACCGGUUGGCAUGGAUCCCGCCAAAGUUCUCUGAGACUCCACUCCCCUUGGGCAACGUUGUUGUUGUGUCCAAAGACAGCGAGACCGCGGAUAACUACGUUAACACCUUGGAGAUCAUGGCGGAGCAAGUCCUCACGGUUUCUUCCGCCGAGCACCUGAAAGGACCCGCAGUCAUGAGAAUCUUACAACAAACAGGCACAGUGGUCGUAUACUUGCCUGGAUCGACCGUUCAAGUCGCCGAGAUUGCGAAAGAAGCCCAUGCUUUUACAUGGGAGACUGCUAGCAUCCUCACCAUUCUGGCAGACAUUCCCAGUACACCAAAGCUUUUUGUCGUUACUGAAGCCGCUUACAAGGGUCAGUCGCCCACCUCCCUCGCACACUACCCACUUUACGGCUUUGCCAGAGUUGCGGCGUCUGAAUACCCGGAUCUGUGGGGUGGACUUAUCGACAACGAGGGGCCAGCAUUUCCUCUCCUUCCCAUGAGAUAUGUAAAGCAUCAAAGCGUUGUUCGUGUGCAAGAUGGUCUCCCUCGCAUUGCGCGUCUACGAGCGUUCGCAAAGGAUCAGCAAGCCAGUAAACCGAAGGGAUGCUUGCUGCCGCAGCCGCAUGGAACCUACCUUGUCACUGGAGGUUUUGGCGAUCUUGGUUUGGAGGUGCUCGACUUCCUAGUGCAGAGGGGGGCUCGGAGAAUAGUGGUGGUCUCGAGGCGUCCUCUCCCCCCUCGCAGGGACUGGUCAUCCACUUCAGGGCCUAUGACAUCGAUCAUCAAGAAGGUAGAAAGCCUAGAGAGAUUGGGCGCAACAAUUUACCCUCUAGCACUCGAUAUAGGCUCGCCUUCCGCAUCAGCCGAUAUUUCCACCGCGCUCGAUCGCCUCUUCCUCCCACCCGUAUUAGGAGUCGUCCAUGCGGCCGGUGUCUCGGGCUACGGCUACAUCAAGGACACAACUUGCAAUGACUACGCGUCCGUCAUGAGUCCAAAGGUUCAAGGCGCCCUAAAUCUACAUAACGUCUUCCCCGCUGGCGAGCUGGACUUUUUCGUACUUUUCUCCUCCAUUGGGCAGGUUAUCGGCACGCCCGGCCAAUCCGCCUACGCAGCCUCGAACGCUUUCCUUGAUGGCCUAGCAACCCACCGCCGCCUAAAGGGCUGCAAUUCCAUUGCAAUCCAGUGGACUGCAUGGCGAGCGCUGGGACUGGCGAGCGACACUGCGCUUGUGGAUCUGGAGCUGCAUAGCAAGGGCGUAACAGAUAUCACAGUCAAAGAAGCAUUUCAGGCGUGGACGCAUCUAUCGGAUACCGAUUCGGACCAUGCAGUCGUAGCAAGGACACGCAUUUUGGAAGUUGAUGAAGCACUGCCUUGCGAGCUGAUCAAGGAUGUGGUACAGAGACGUGCUGCGCUUGUCGCAAGCGCCAUUUCUGCCCCAAUCAUCGCAACAGCUAUUGCGAAGCCAAAGUCAGCUUCUGACAUUAAGGCCCAUCUUAAUGCGGAGAUCAAAGGCUGUUUAUCGCAAGUCCUACACCUAGCCGUCGAAGAGAUUGAAGACAGGGCGGCGAUCGCAGACCUGGGUGUAGACUCGGUCAUGACUGUUGCGCUGAGACAGCAGCUGCAGAAAGUGAUGAGGGUUACGGUGCCACCAACGUUGACAUGGAACCAUCCCACUGUCGCACAUCUUGUGGAAUGGUUCUUUGCGAAGGCACAAAGCAAAAGAUAAAGUCCAAAGGGGGCUGAUUAGAGGUUUUGUCAAUAGAGGGUAACUUGAAAU